This is a messenger RNA of Amblyraja radiata (thorny skate), 12803 nucleotides long. RefSeq names its product ELAV-like protein 1. Gene Ontology annotation, molecular function: RNA binding. NCBI's taxonomy places the organism in Eukaryota, Metazoa, Chordata, Chondrichthyes, Rajiformes, Rajidae. Gene Ontology annotation, cellular component: ribonucleoprotein complex. The transcript has 6 exons. The record is from RefSeq and is a predicted model, not a curated record. Bases 222 to 1244 code for a protein of 340 amino acids.
UCAAACCCGCCGACGGUGCGCGCGUAGGCGGCUGAGCGCGGGGUUGACUUUGUUUGAUUUUAACGGAUUUUUUUUCGCCUCUCUUCCCUGCUGGGGGGAUUUUUUUUUUUUCCUCUCUCGUCCUCUUCCUCAGCUCGGGUCCCCGGAGAGACGCAAGGAGCCGCUCGACACACUCACCCCGUACGAUUACGGGGCUCGGAGAGAGUGAGCUAUUUUGUGAAAUGUCAAACGGCCACUCCUGCUACAGUAACGGUUACCAAGCAGGGCUUGACCUCAUGGCUGAAGACUGCAAAGAUCAUGGAGAUGACAAUGCAAGAACUAACUUAAUUGUCAACUAUCUGCCUCAGAACAUGACGCAGGAUGAGCUACGGAGCCUUUUCGGUAGCAUAGGUGAGGUGGAGUCUGCCAAACUCAUUCGUGACAAGGUUGCAGGACACAGCCUGGGAUAUGGUUUUGUGAAUUACGUGGACGCUAAAGAUGCAGAGAGAGCUAUUAAUACACUCAAUGGUCUGAGGCUGCAAUCAAAAACUAUUAAGGUUUCAUAUGCCCGGCCAAGCUCCGAUAGCAUCAAAGAUGCAAACCUAUAUGUGAGUGGACUGCCAAAGACAAUGACUCAGAAGGAUUUAGAGCAGCUAUUUGGACGUUAUGGUCGCAUCAUUACAUCCCGUGUCCUUGUUGACCAAGUCACGGGUAUGUCCAGGGGAGUGGCUUUUAUUCGUUUUGACAGGAAAUCUGAAGCUGAUGAGGCUAUUAACAAUUUGAAUGGGCACAAACCACCAGGUGCUGUUGAGCCAAUUACAGUAAAACUUGCAGCCAAUCCUAACCAGAAAACAAAUGCAUCCUUGCUGGCACAGCUGUACCAUUCACCAGCAAGGCGGUUUCCAGGACCAUUGCAUCAUCAGGCACAGAGAUUUAGGUUUUCGCCGAUGAGUGUUGACAAUAUGAGUAGUUUGUCGGGUGUGAACGUUGGUGGUCACAAUCCUUCUGGCUGGUGCAUCUUCAUCUACAACCUAGGCCAAGACGCAGAUGAGGGAAUCCUGUGGCAGAUGUUUGGCCCGUUCGGAGCUGUGACCAAUGUCAAAGUUAUACGCGACUUCAACACCAACAAGUGUAAAGGGUUCGGAUUUGUAACAAUGACAAACUAUGAGGAGGCUGCCAUGGCCAUUGCUAGCUUAAAUGGUUAUCGCCUCGGAGACAAAAUCCUUCAGGUCUCCUUCAAAACCAGCAAAUCUCACAAGGCAUAAUUUAAAGCUUAAGCGCAUUUGUAAGCAUUUGAUUAGAAAUACACUGCUGAAAGGUGAAUAAGUCCACUUGUGUAAAGCAACUCUUAUUGUUGUGACAGACGUGUUUUGUCUACCAUUCUAGAAUAAGUGAAAAGGAUUUUUUUAUAUUACUAUUACUCUGGGAUGCAAUUAACAAGAAAUGUUCAAAUGUUUGAUACCUUACCUUCCAUAUUACUUUUUUUCCACACACCCAAUUAGGAGGAGAAAUAUUGAACUAAUACCUUAGUUCUGUAGAUUUUGAAGUAGAUGACUUUAAUUUGCAAUAGCCUCUUUUUAGUAUGUUUUGUAACUAGGAGUUCGUGAUCGAAUCCCUUGGUUGUAGGCAAUUUCAUAAAUCUACAACCUUUUUAGCAGAGCUUCAUAUAUUAGUGAACCUUUCUGAAUUUAAAUAUGCCUGAUUUCUUUCGUUAAAGUUAAUCUGUUAAGAAUUAUUCAUUUACACACUUGAACCAUGUCUGUAGCUAAUAUUUUUCUGUACAUUAUAUAAAUUGUACCUUUGCUGUCCUCCAAUUUCUCAAGAAAAACAGUGUGAAGAGUGAAAAUUGCAUUUGAUUUGUUUUGCAGUAUAUAGUGCAAGAAUGGAGUGUGGUAGCUUUAACCUAUUUUGCCAAAUUUCAAGGUGGAAGAACAUGAUUGGGAAGUUGUGUUUGAGAAGAUUAAAUGUUCCCGUAGGUUCCUGGAGAUUCAAACCUUUGAACGUUUAGGUUUGUUGCACCCCAUCUAGUGAACUCCAUUGCAUUUCUUUAUUAACUUUUUUGUUUUUGCAUAAUUGACAUGCUAAACUGGGAUAAUGCGUCAGAAUAGAAAGUACUUAAAUGUUUUUCCAUGCAGGUUAGCUGUCAACACAAAGCUUUGUUAAAAUAGAUUUAAAGAAUAAUCUAAAAGUUUUAUCAAACUGCCUUUGAAUUUUGUUAAUGUUCUGUUAUAUAAUUUCUUUUCAUUUUGUUUCCUUUGUUUUGUUUGACUAUUGAUUUUACUUUUGCAUUUAUGAUCAUUAAAUUUGUUUUGUUUUGCUCCAAUUUUGUUUUGUUUUGGGGUUUUUGUUUUCUGUUUUAAAAUUAAUUUGCUGUUUAGUGCUUCAAUUUUAUUUUACAAUUUAUGGUAGGGUUUUAGGGACCAGUGUGCCAUCAGGCACCUGAUCUUUAGGUAUCUUGCCAAAGAUUUUUACACCUUAUACUGAAGUGGGCUUCACAGAGCAUCUAUUUUUAUAAACAAUCUUUUUACAGGGGUGCUAGCAGGGGAUUUUGAAUGGAAAGUUUUGUAUGCCAACCAGUAAACUUUUAAAUAAGCUUCAGCAGGUAGAUUGCUGUAGCCGGCUUUUAAAUCUUGUUAGAAUUAAAUGCAGACAUAAAUCCACUGGUCCUGUUUAAGUAAGGGCAGGCUGGAAAGAUAGAAUUGUUGCUUAGGCUUACCAUAUUAUUCAGGAUAGUGCUAAGUGAUUUGGGGAAGCUAAACUAUGUUAAUGUACAAAUGAGCCUGAUUUCAAACUUGUGGCAUAAGGAGCUGACACUAAACGUAGCAAUACAUUAAAUCUUUUUGUGCCAAAUGCAGUGCUGCAUUUAAAUAUGAGACAAGGUUUUGAGAGUGUCUCAAUUAGUAUGUCUCAAAAUAGUUUGUAUACUUCAGUUACUUUUCUCAUUCCCCAGCUUCCACGAUUUUUAGGAAGAAAUAGUGGAGGAAAUAGUGAUAAAAACAUGCAGUUCAAUUUUCAUAUGUAAAUAUUGGACUGUAGCAACUUGCUGGAAUGUUAUUGUGAUUGCAUCUGAGGGGAAUAAGACCAUCCGAUUAGCGGUGACUGAUUUAAGAUUUUUGUAUGUAUCAUUCUAGGCCUCUUCCUCCUAAUUUUGCUGCUUUAAGUAUUUAGAAGAAAUUUACUUUUAUUAGGAUAAGAAGAUAAUUAUAGCACUCUUAGAAUUUGCUUUACAUUGAGGUAGAAAAUAGAAGGACUUUACUCAAUUUGAAUAGAACUUGAAGUACUAUGUACCUGAAAUAAUUUGGAAAAGCAUGUUGAGAUAAAAUAGCAAAGUAUUCAUUUAUUUUGACUUCCACCACAAAUUGUUGUCUUAAAUUUGGUUUAAGGCUGAUUAUUCAUCCGAGCAAACUGUUUUAUUAUUCAACCAAGUUAAAUAUCUUCAAUUUAUUUAACUACAUUCAGCAUUUGUAAGACAACUCUGAAAUGAGAAUCUAUCUGACAGCUUGGGUGCUUAAUGAUGAGAUGAAGUUUAUAUUAUAGGAAGUAUGGUUUAUGGUUGGGUGAUUAUAAUACUCAGCAAUAUACAUCUCUACCAAAAGGUCUGUCUGUAUUUGACAAAUGUUCCUUUUGGUAUUUUGUGUAUGAUUAAAAUGAUAAAACUUUUGAUAACAGAAUUUUUUUAGUGGAAUACUGGGCCAAAUUUUCUACAAUCAUAAGCUGAUAAAUCCAUGCUUAUAAGUGAAUAGUCAACAAUUAAUUUAUAUGUUGGUUUGGUGGCAUAUUUUUCCAGCUAAUGGGUAUUGUGCAAUUAUUGUUCGACAUAUCAUGGUCAGUGCUCCUUGAACUCCCAUCUGACACACUUUAGAACACAUUACUGCUUGGAGGUAAAACUAAAUAAAUUCAAACUUGCGUACAUCUUCUAUAAUUCACAUUUCCCUCUUUAUUUACUGACCAGCCUCCAGUUAAUAGAAAUUAGUUUCUGCUUAAUACCAUUAGCUUAAAUGGUGUGUUGUGUGAUAACCAAUCACUUUGCACUUUUGUUUGAAAUAACUAAUCACGACAAAAUCAAAGCCAGUAAAUAUCAGAGAUGUCACCCUCUGGUCUUCACUGUCUUGCUUUAUGCCUGUGUGCUGUUGAGUGGUGAAGCCUUAAUGCUGUAUCCAAAAUUAAUUGUGAUAUCCAAAGUAUUUGCUCUGUCCAAAGCAAAAGCUAAGUGAAGAACUAGACCAUGGGGUCGCAUCCACUGAUAAUGCUUCACUAUAGAUCUUUUGUCUUUCAAAGGUAUGAUUCUUGUUUUGCUUACAGUUCAUGAAUUCUAUUAAUUUGUGGAAACUGCCCUGAUUUUCCCAAGUGCUCAGUUAUUGUCCACAAAUGGUUUAUUGCAAAAUAACAGUAGACAUUUAAUUCCUUCAAAUUUAGAAAUAGUGACAUUUUUUAAACCUCGAUAGUUUUCAAAUUGUUACAUUUCCAAAGCAGCUGAACAACCAUGUAGAAUGGGAUAAAUUAAUCAAUAAUAUUUCUGUAAUUAAUUCCAUCCCCUCUUAUUCUUUGCCCAAUUGCCACAGCAUUAUCUCUCUCAAUGUUUCCUCUUAAAACCACCACAAAAUAUCUACCAUACUGCACCUUGUCAAAAAGUACAAUGAAACCUGUAAUAUAGAGAAACUUUAGUUUCUUGCAAGUUUACAGUGUCAAAAGAAUAUGCAUGAUUCUGAAAUAGACUUGAUCUGUUUUUAAAAACUGUUAAAACAAAAUACAAUUCCUGGUUUCAUUCUCAGCAUAGUUUGUGAUUUUGCUGAUUCUUCAGAUAGUCCCAUUCACUACAUUUUGAAGAGCGACAGUUGACAAUUACUAUUUCUCUACUUUGUAUCCAUAUGACUGCAAAGCCCCCAUUUUUAGAGUUCUGUUGCUUGACAGGUUGUAAUUUGAUUUAGAUGUAACUUCUUGGAUUGUAAUGGUAAUGAAAACACCUGUACAAUUAUAAUUUCAUUUGGUGAGAGCCAAACAUUACAGCCUGGUUUACAAAUUGGAUAGUACACACUCGGCUGUCUAGACAGUUUUAUAGCUUCGGGUAAUUGGAUUUCAUGUGGUUAUUUCCACAUGUAGAAAAUAGUAGUUAUGAAGCUCUUAUUUUAUAACAAAUCAGCCACUAUUCACUUAUAGGUGAGGAAUGGCUAUUUAAGCAAGUGGCUGAAGAGCUUGACAACAUCAUAACGUCUAACUCUUUUGGGAAAGUAGUUAGUUAAAAAUAAAUAAGAGAGAAAUGGUGUUAAUUUGUACCCAGUUAUUCGGUAGAUUUUUCUUGAUAUAUGUUUUGCACGAGUAGUUUAAAUUGUCACCUUGUUAAGAAUCCAGUCUUUCUGUUGAAAACUUUCAUUCUUUAACAUUUUAAGUAAAUGUAUUUAUAUCCAAGUAAUCUGAGUAUAGUUAGUAACGAUUUUUUAUUUAUUGGAUUUCUGUUGACUUAUUAACCCGAUCACUAUUAUUUUCAGACUUUGAGAAUGGGUGGGAUCGUUGGGUUGGAGGAGAGGAGAGAGGGAUCAUUCAUAUCCUAUAUCCAUUCCAAGUACUCAAUGAAAAUUCUUUCUGGCUUAAAACUAAAGUAGGUGUUCGCCACUCUGAUUUUUUUUUUGCUUUUAAUAUACUUUAUUGUGGUUGAAUUUUAGCGUGGGGAAACAGAUUCAGGAGUAUCAGGCCUGACCUGUAAAUGUUGGAAAGUUAUUUUUUUACAAAGGAUCAGUGUUAGAUCUUCCAUCUGAAAUUAAGCAGCUGAAAUUGAGACAGGACCAGUGGAUAUUAAAACCCUCCAAUAGCUGAAAUGCAGGCAAUGCCAAUGGAUCUUUAUAUUCUUCCUUUAUCUCAAAGAAAAUGAAAGGCAAUGUUUUAUGUUCAAACUAAAGGCAAUAAAGGCUUCACAUGCUCAUCACACAUAUAUUGGGAGUUAAAAUGGGACCAAAUGUUAAUUAGCACCUCUUCAGGAAAGAAUGCACCUUCAGCUAAUGCUAUCAGAUAACACGUGAAGUUGCUUGAAUAUUAAAGUAGAUUGACAACUAUACAGGGCAUUUCCUUUAUUUUAGUUGCAUCAUUUUUUUUAUUUUGUAUAUUUGUAUAUUCAUUCAUAGUAUUAUCUACAGAAUAUUUUUGAUGCUGUCUCAACUAGUUUUUGUUUUUUUGCAUUGUGCUUAAUGGGAACUAGAUUAAUUUGUAGUGUAGAAUGCUGACGCCAUCUUGACAUACUUGAAUUCAAUACUCUGGUAUCAACAAAAAUGUAGCAAUCUGUUUGUUUGAUGCUUUUAUUAAUUUCUGCGUGUAAAAUUUAUGCACACUAUAAAUUCAAACUCCAUGACCUGCAGAAGAUACAGGCAAAUAAAUGCUGCAAAAACCAAGCUUUUAUGAUCCUUGUAUCUCCAACCAGAGGAAAUGGUUUAUAUUAAUUGUUAAAGUCAUCUGUUUUUUCCUUGUAGGUUAAUUUUGAACUGUCUUUAGGAUAAUCCCUCAGUUAAAUUUCAACUAUAUCUCAUUGUAUAAAGAGGUAUCAAACAGCACUUUAAAAGUGUAGCCCUUAACAGCUUUAAUUAUGUUUUUCCCCUUUAAAUUACAAAAAACAAACACAGAUGUUCAGCCAUGCUUAGUUACAGUUAGGCAAAGUUGAUUUAAUUGCCAUAUCAUAACCAAUUCAAAUCUUUGACAUUUCUGGCAAAGUUGUCUAAUGUAGGCAUUCAGUACUGGACAACUACUUUUGAUUUGCUAUUAUACAUAAAAUUGACACACAAAAAAUGGAGAUGGUGUAGUGUAACUAAUUGGAUAAGGGGGUGUAUUUGAAGUGGAUUUUACAGCUGAAACACUAGAUAUCAAACAUGGCCCAGACUUCAUAGGGUGAAAUGUAUUUUGCUAAAAUUUGCAUUUUGGGCCAAGCUGCCUGGCCUCUGUAAAAUGAAAAUGUGGUUUACAAAUUAGGCAUUGAGGUGCACUAAUGCCUCCAUUCUAGAUUGUAGCUGUGCUUAGAAUUGUUUAUUUUGUAGAAGCAAAACAUUGUUUAAAUUAACUUUUUUAGUAAGAGACAUGAUGGAGUAAUUUGAACAUUUAAGUACAAAAUAAAAAGCCCAGCCCACUUCUAUAGUUUUGAUUGAAUUCAGAAUUCAAUCAAACUUUAGUCUUGUUAAAAUUAACAGUGACACACAUACCUCAUGUGUGGCACAGUAUCACAAGUUCUAGUGCAUGCAUUGGCAUGUAUAAUGAGAAAGAUGACAUAGGGAUUUGAAUCUUUCAGGUUGUAGCCUGAUUCGAAUGCAUGUAAGCCCAACAGUUUUCAAUUUGGCUGUAAGCAUUUUAUAGCCUCUGUACAUGGCGCUCAUUUGAGUAUUUAUUUUCUUCCACUUAUCCUAAGGUCUGAGGGGUAAAAUACAUUUGUAAAUCUCCAAAAAUGUUGAGGUAUAAUAAAUGAUCUGUUAUGCCUUGAACCAAUGUUCUGCAGUUGGUGAUAUAAUUAUAUAAUUUAGUGCCCUAAUAAACAUGAUAUGUCAAAGUUCUAGCUACCAGAGAUGAAAGUAUGUUGUAUCUAAUAAUGUUACUAACUUGAAUAUUUAGCACCACAACUACUAAAAAGUGAAACCAUUCCAGAGUGAAACUGCAAGAAGCACAAGAGUUGGAAAUGUUCCAGGAUUGGAAAAGUGGUACAAAGCAGAUUGGAUGUUUGUGUGGUGUAUCCUGAGUAACAGCCAUAGGUUUUGAGAUUGAGUCAAAAAGAAUGGGCAGGUGUAAUAUAUUUUAAAGUUGUAUGUUACACUUUUUUUUCCCCCCAGAGUUAAAUAAUGCAUGGCAGCUAGUAGGAGUUAUUUUUACUAAUGCAGUACAAGGUAUAGUUCCUGGCAAGACUGAUGUGCCUGGGCUUGAUGUGUACUGAGUUCAUGGAUGUAAAUGUUUAAAUACUGUUGCUUUAUUUUAGUUUGCUACAAAGCCAGACGAAGGCUGUUUUAAGUUAUUAAACAUUUUGUACUUAAUUUAUUUUCUCACCAAUAUUAAAUUAUGUUUGAUUCUGUUUUAAAAGACGUCUGACUGAACUCUUGAUUUGCUUUUUUACAGUGUUCAUGGGUUUUAUUUUCAGGUUUUCAAGCCAAAUUAAACUGUAUCCAUGACUAUCUUGAGUUGCCUAAAAGGAUUAAACUAAACAGUUAAAAAUAGUAUUUGAAAAUAUUUUUCAGUUCUUCCCACUCCACACAUUGAUAUGAACUUCAAUAUCAGCAUAGUGUAUUUAUGUACAAAAUGAUGGCAGCAUCACUUGCUAAUAUUUGCACUAUUAUCAUUAUAUUUUGAUGUUUUACUCAGAUUUUCUCAGAUCAGCUUUGGGCCAUGACACAUUUGCAUCUAAAUAUUCCCACAAAAAGCACUGCUGUUUCUUCUGUUCAUUUAUUUAAUAAAAAGCGAUAAAGUCUUAAAACAAACAAUUACUUCUUAAAUAACAAUUAAGCUUGUUUAGUAUGAUAAAUUCAUUGGCCCCUAAGCACCAAGGAGAAUCCUAAACUUUGGAUGAUCUAACAUGCUACUUUCUCCAUCAGGACUGUUUUGUUCUCAAAAUUGACCCAUUAUGGUGGCUUUUAGUCAUAUUGUGGCUGUUAGAUUCUGAAAUAUAAUACAAACAUUAAUCUGAAAUAAUUAGUACAGUUUUAUCUCAAAUAACAGGUCGAAAUGUAGUACCAACUUUGUUUUUACGCAAUCCAUUGCUAUCAGCUGUGAAUUCAUGGACCACCACAUACCUCAGCUUUUGUUUUCUCCUUUUUUCGGCAACCUUUUUUUAAACUGUUAUGUGACUUUUAACUAUGGAAAAAUACAGCAACCGUUUCCAACCUAUCUCGACAUUGGAUGAAACUGCUGUAUAUUGUCCACUAUGUUAAUGGGUAAAUAUGCACUUAUCCUUUAUAGAUUUGCAAGAGCGAAAUAAACAUCACUUAGAUCUACCAAACAAUGGUGUUCUGCAGGCUAAUUAAUGCACCACAAUUAUGUGUCCUGUUGAACUUAAUACUGCAUUUUCAACUUCUGCCACAUGCUUUCAUGCCUACAUUUUUAGUUUGAGUCAUUUGCAGUAAAUUUGAAGUGUCUGUAUAGAUUACCUAUAAAGAAUAUUCACUGGCCAAUCAAUCAGUGCCUCAAUAUCUCAAGAUUUGAAUAAAUUUGCAGGCAACCUGCAGAAAUUUCUUAACUUUGAAGAGAAAUGGGACAUACUAAUAAACUCCUUUAUUUUUUAUUUUUUUUAAUGUGGCUAAUAAGCUUAAUUUACAUGCUCAGAAUUGGCCUUUGGCUCUUUUUUCUCGUGGUUUCAUAAAGCAUUUGUAAUGAAAAGUGCAGUUAUGUAGCUGGAUGCCAUCGACAGUGCGCAAGGGUAAUUGCUAACAGUUUUGGUGAUAAGGUUGGGAGUAUGCAGAGCAAGGAAUUCAAUCAUAAUUAAUGCAGCUUUUAAGAAAUUUAGUACAAAUUGUUCUACUAUUUAACUCAUUAAUGUACUGUCAGCAUUUAAUCACUGAUCAUUUUAUACAGAGUGCUUCUGAACUGGAUAAAUCUUUGUGUCUCUGAGCCAGAUAUUAACAAAUUGAGUCAUUAUUCACCUUGGGCAACUGCAUUCAGCAGAGGAUAAAACUACACUAAUACUGAUGCUAUAUUUGUUUCGGGAACAGUUAAGCUAAUAUUUCUAUUAUUGUAAAAGUGUUGCAAUGUUGAAUUACUGGACAAGUUUACCUCAUUCCAACUGCUCUGCUAUCAGUGCGACGUAUGAUAAAUAAUGUGCAGAAGUCUAUUUGGAAUUAACAUGGAGGAAGUUCCUUAGAUUGUUUCUGUUGUAUAUUGAUCAUGCUUCCAUGUUGAAUGUCACCAGCACCAUUUAGGUUGUGCUACUGAACAAUUAUCCACCAAAGGUCAAAUUUUACAAGUUGUAUAAUUGGUUGAGACUCUUGUCAGCUUUAAGAAUUACUUUUCAUCCAGAAUCUAGAUUUUAUUUGCUCCCUUUGAUUGAAAAUGCUGAGGCAAGGCCUAGUGUUUACUAAAUGAUUAUGCACCAUUGAUUUUGCAAUGAUCAGGUUAUUAAAUGGGAAACUAACAAUAUCCAUCAUUAAGGUAGAUUUAUUUGGAAAUUGACAAUAUCUAAGAUUUAGGUAGAUUUGUACAACGGGCAAGCCUUUUGCUUAAAUUCCUAUUCACUCAACUUUGCCUGCUAUGGUGGUUAAGUGUUAUACAUUUGUGUCUGGUGGCAAUCUCAUCAUUACACCAAGAUUUUAUAUAAUUUAUUACGAAGCAUAUUACAAUUAGAGAAUGUCUAACAGCUGACAGGAGAUAGUAGUCUGACGUCUACUACCAUUGGUAUUGAAUGCUUUGAUGAUAGAUUCAAGAUAGUUUAUUGUCAUGCGUCCCAGAUAGGACAAUUAAAUUCUUGCUUUGCUUCAGCACAACAGAAUAUAGUAGGCAUAAAUACAGAACAGAUCAGUGUGUCCAUAUACCAUUGAGGUGUGGGUCCUAGAUGAUGCUGCCAACCUCUUUGAGGCAGCGACUGCGAUAGAUCCCCUCGAUGGUAGGGAGGUCAGAGCCUAUGAUGGACUGGGCGGUGUUUACAACUUUUUGUAGUCUUUUCCGCUCCUGGGCGCUCAAGUUGCCGAACCAAGCCACGAUGCAACCGGUCAGCAUGCUCUCUGCUACCUUGUAUAUCCCAGAAACAGAUAAAAAUGUAGUUUUGUGGAUAUAUAGAAAUUCAAUUUUAUAGCAGGCCUUUCCUAUGUUUGUACCAUUCUAAACGUCUCAAAUGUACUGGCCUCUGUCUUCUCUCACAGCUCACUCUACAUACACACUAUCACCGUGAGUGGAAAACUUGCUCUGCAUUUCCCCUUUAAAUCUUUUCCCUCCUAGCUUAAACUUGUCAUUCAGUUUAAGACUCCAGGGGAUUAAGAUUGUAACUAUUUACCCUAUCAAUGCCCGUCUUAAAUGUAUAAACCCCAAUAAGAUUUCACCUAGGAAAACAGUCCCACCUUGUCCAAUCUCUAUAACCCAAGCCCUCCAGUCCUGGCAUCAUUUCUAUGUAUCUUUUUUGCACUCUUCACCGCCCUAUCUAUCUAUGUCAUCACAUUCAGGGAAUAAGAUCUCAAUCCAAGGUCUCGCUGUUCAGUAACACUCCCCAUGGUUCUGCCAUUCAUGUGUAUGCCCUGGCCUUGUUUAACUUACAGGAAAAUGUCACUGCAUCUGACUGGUUUAAUUUCUCUCGGCCAUUCCCUUGCCCAUUUCCCCAGCUAAUCCCGAUUCUAUUGGAUAAUUGUGUUUGAAUUUAUUUCCCAUUAUUCUCAAGCGUUCUUACUCGUGUUGGAAGUAAAUAUGGUAAUUUGUUUGUGCCAACAAGGUCUCACAAUCAAGAUGUGACAUAACCUCGAUUUGGUGGUGAUGAUUCCAAAAAGAAUCCCUGUUCUUAAGAUUCUGCAAUGGGUUAAUAAUAGACAUGGAAUUGUGGAAGAGAGGUGGAAAUAAGAUACCUUUUGUGUACCUCAUCUCCAAAAAAUUGAAAUGUUCAAGGUGUAGUAAAUAUAUAGUUCAAGGUGUCUAAGAUAUAGUAAUCCUACUUCAAGUAUAUUUUUGUGGAACAAAUAUAAAAUUAAAAUCCACGUUUUCCAUGAUGUGCAUAAUUCAAAUUGUUAAAAUAGUGUGCAGAUUUGGAAUGUAUCUAUAAUUGAGGCAAGUAUGUUUUUAAAAACACAAGCCCUUCAAACUGAAUCUUCACCCAAUCAGUAAAAUGUUGUACUUUGGAUGCUGGAUUGAUGAGAUAAGAGCCACAUAUCAUCUUUAGGCUGCAAUUUGGGUAUCUGUGUCAUAUUUAUGGGCAGACAGUGGUGCAGCGGUAGUAUUGCUGCCUUACAGCUCCAAAGACCCAGGUAUGACUAAACUAAACUACUGAAGGAUGGCAAUAGAUAAUGUAUUGAGGCCAAUCAAAAUCCAGUUUUGUAAUUUCCAUAAAAUUGGAUUACUUCAGAGGGUCCAAAGCAGGCUGCAACUUGAAAUCAGUUCUUGUUGUCUAGGCAACCAUAUUCUAAUUGGAACAAAAAGCAGGAAAUGUGGGAAGCAAAGAACUAUGACCCAGAUUACGGUGAAUGGCUGAUGUUUUGUUUUCAUAUGUAAGGUUGCACACUAUUUUUCUGGUUUGAUCAAUUUAGAUAUUGUACCUAAAGGAUUGUAAAAGGCAGUUAUUAAUGUUGCCUCAUUAUUGGAUAAAUUAGAUUAAAAUUGAAGUGCAACUGUGGCCAAGUAGAGGCAUAUCUUUAAUAUCUUUUUACCCUGAAGGCUCAAGUCGAAGGAAAGGGUUAUCAAGAUAUGACAUCAUAUUCUGUUGGACUUUUAAGUGGUGAGCGUAAAUUGGAGAACUGCAGCCCAUUUGUUGAAGAGGCAUUUGUUCAUCUCUAUUGCUGAGACUUCACAAAUGAACUGAGGACAUACGUUGAUCUCAAUGGUCUAAAUCUUUUUUUUCCAAUUGCAGGAGUAAUGUUUAUUCCCAUUAUCUCUGCCCCCAUCUGUCUAGCCCUUGAGAAGUCUGCCCAAAACUAGCAUAGCACAUUGUGUUUUAUAUUCCAGUAAUGAAAUAAAAUGCACAAGUGGAAAAUGAUUUUACUUUUAAGUUGUCACUUUGGAUUGUAUGUCAACUGUGCAGACGUGGUUUGUAUUUGGGUUAUUAGGAACAUUACUGUACAUGCCUUUUAUAGAAGUUACAGUUUUUAUGACCAAUUUUCAUGAAAAUGCAUAUUGCUGUACAGUCCAGUAGAAAAACAGCAGGUCUGAAGUAUGUAGACUGGAAUAAAUACUCUUUGAAAUAA